AUGGCUACUAAAGCUUGGCUUUUCUUAAGUCUCAUUGUUGUUCUUUUCAUCGCUUCUGAGGUGGCAGCUAGGGACCUAGCUGAAAAUUCAGCAGAAAGUAAGAACAAGGAGAAAGAAGAAGAGAUGCAAACUGAGCAGAAUGGUGGAGGCCCCGGUUCAUAUGGUGGUGGAGGCCCCGGUUCAUAUGGUGGUAACCGCGGUGGUGGAUAUGGUAAUCGGGGUGGAUAUGGAGGACGUGGUAGAGGAUAUUGUCGCUANGGCUGCUGCUACAGAGGCUANUACGGUGGCUGCUCUAGGUGUUGUGCUUAUGCUGGUGAGGCUGUUCAAGCUCAUCCAAAGAGUACUGAGCCUGCUCACUAA
Molecule: messenger RNA, 360 nt
Organism: Arabis nemorensis
Lineage: Eukaryota; Viridiplantae; Streptophyta; Magnoliopsida; Brassicales; Brassicaceae
Source: the annotation of a GenBank genome assembly